AUGUACACCGCAUCAAAACAGCCGAGCAACUUGUCGCAAUCUGCGCUGAAUUACUUGCAAUCACUCGAAAAAGCAACGAAAGCUUUGCGUCAGAACCAACAGGUUGAGAAAAAACGUGUGGGAGGGCAACACUCACUGCUUGAGUCCUCUCGGUUAUCGUCGGAACGUGGCUCGUUGUCAUCUAUGAUCUCACAGCUUCGGCAUCGAACGCGCAGGGAAUCAACAAUCGACGAAUUCGACGACAGUAUAUCAGAAGAGAACGGUCACGUAUCCGAGAGAACUCCAUCUAUCAGUCCGUCGAGUGCAGGUGGCGAGCGAAUCGUAUUCGACUUUCCCUUUGAUGUCGCCAAAGAUGACAACAAACAAAGUGAUGCGUUGCCUAAGCAAUUACCAGGUCUACAAAUGGGGAGAAAGAGCAUCCAUGAGAUCCGCGAACUGCGUUCUUCUAUCGACCAUUCGCUUAUCAAACCACCAAAACUGCAAAAACAACAACCACGGAGAUUCAGUAUCAAUUCUGUUAAUUCCUAUAAGGAAGACUCUGGAUCCGGGCAACAAGAAGAAUCGGAGGAGGAGCCGGAGGAUGUCACUCCUAAACCGCAGGCAAUCAAGAAAAAGAGUCCAUUCAGGCCUGCAAUCGAGAGCGGUAGUGAUCUCGAGUCCAUUGAUUUUGAGUCCGCAACUGAGGGUGCGAUAUCCGAUGCCAGCUCGGAGUCGUCAACACUGCGAGGCUCACCGGAGGCCGACAAACCAUCCGGUGACAGCAGAACUAGUGACGAAAAACGCAGCCGGAGAGUAGAAGAAUUUGAUUCUUCCGAUGAAGAAGAAGCCAGCACUAUGAAAUCAGGAAAUAGUAAAGCAAAGCAGAUCACUGUGCAAAGUAGAAAAAGCGUAAGAUCAUCAGGGAGUGACUCUCCCCUGUCGUUGGCAGAGGAUGAGCAUGGAGCUGUGGGAAAUGCUGAAAAAACUUCCCGUCAAUGGUCGGUCGACAACCAGAGUCGGAAAUCUACGUCUGGAGUUCGGAAAAAUGUACGCGCUUCGCGGAAGUCCGCACCGAAGUCAGCUGCGUCGACUGCUGUAGCGACGCCGGAACAGAGUGACUCACGUCGUUCCCCACCAGCCCUGGAAGCAACCCCCUACACUUUUCCUGUCGAACACAGCACACAGACGGAAAUAUUUAACGGAACGGAACGACUACCAGAGUUUUGUUCCUCGAAUUUGCAUCAUGUGACUCGAGAUGUCUUGAGAACUCAUCUGCAACUACUGAAAGAAUUCAAUCGCUUGGAAUUCUCUUCACUUCAAGAGUGGAAUGCAAUUUUGGACGAUGUAAGACAGAAAUAUGAUGGUCCGUCUACAGAAAAACUGAAGGCGGUGCUCGAAAAAAGAGCGAAAAAUCUAGGUAUGGAUCGGAUGGUUGAGGAAACUCUGUUCUAA
Necator americanus (New World hookworm) is the source of this 1431-nucleotide messenger RNA. RefSeq lists its product as uncharacterized. Lineage: Eukaryota; Metazoa; Nematoda; Chromadorea; Rhabditida; Ancylostomatidae. The coding region runs from base 1 to 1431 and encodes 476 amino acids. The record is from RefSeq and is a predicted model, not a curated record. The transcript is spliced from 9 exons.